UGUGGUGGCGGGCGGGCGGCGGCGCUGCUCCCGCGUCACAGCGCCGGGCGCGGCGGGGAGAUGCGGCUCCUGGUGCUGGCGGCGGCCGUGCUGCUGGCGCGGGCUCCGGCCCCGGAGGUCUGUGGGGCCCUCAAUGUCACCGUGUCCCCGGGGCCUGUGGUUGACUACCUGGAGGGAGAAAAUGCUACUCUUCUCUGCCACGUCUCCCAGAAGAGGCGGAAGGACAGCUUGCUGGCUGUGCGCUGGUUCUUUGCGCGCCCGGACUCCCAGGAGGCCCUGAUGGUUAAGAUGACCAAGCUUCGGGUGGUGCAGUACUAUGGGAAUUUCAGCCGCAGCGCCUACCGUCAGAGGCUGCGCCUCCUUGAGGAGCGGCGCGGGGUGCUCUACACCCUCUCCGUCUUGACCCUCCGGCCAGCUGAUCAAGGGCAUUACGUCUGCAAAGUCCAGGAAAUCAGCAAGCAUAGGAAUAAGUGGACAGCUUGGUCCAACGGCUCCUCGGCGACAGAAAUGAGAGUGAUUUCCCUCAAAGCUUCUGAAGAUUCAUCGUUUGAGAAAAAGAAAGAGACCUGGGCAUUUUUUGAAGACCUCUACGUGUAUGCUGUGCUGGUGUGCUGUGUGGGGAUUCUCAGCGUUCUGCUCUUCACCCUGACCAUCAUCUGGCAGUCUGUGUUUAGCAAGAGGAAAUCCAGAGUGAGACACUAUUUGGUGAAAUGCCCUCAGAACAGCUCAGGGGAGACUGUCACCAGCGUGACCAGCUUGGUCCCACUGCAGCCCAAGAAGGGCAAGAGGCGGAAGGAAAAAGCUGACGUUCCUCCCGCAGUCCCUGCCAAAGCUCCCAUCGCCGCCCCGUUCCAUAAACCGAAGCUGCUGAAGCCACAAAGGAAAGUCGCCCUGCCAAAGAUUGCCGAAGAGAACUUGACCUAUGCUGAACUGGAGCUGAUCAAGCCCCACCAGGCUGCCAAAGGCAUUCCCACCAGCACCGUCUAUGCCCAGAUCCUCUUUGAGGAGAACAAACUGUAACUCUGCAUCGUAUUUAAUAUCCGCCACCCCAGUUAUUUAUGAAACCUUGGAUACAAAGUCCUUAUUUUUGUAUUUUCACUUGUGCCUUCUGUGUGGUGGGAGCCCCAUUCCAACGGCAUCCCAGGUGCCUUCAGAGAGGCACAAGGCUCCUCUCUGCAAAAAAGCAGGGGCUGCAGCCCUUGGACAAAUCUCCCAGAACAAGAUUUUCUGGGUCUGAGCCCUGAGCAGUGAGGACUCUUGAUUCUGAGACCAUCCAAGGAGAUUUUCUGCUGAGCCAAACCCCUUCAUGUUUCUUCUUGUUUCUUUGGGUUUUAUAUUUUUUAAUCUGAAUUUUAAUCUGCUACCCUUCCUGUAUCUGUGAUAUCAAGCUCAUAAUAUAUAGCUAGAGGAAAUGCCAUUAUAGGCCCAAGUGUGAGAUGGUAGAUAUGUACUAAUUGGUUUUCAAAGGAUCAGAUAACAUUGCCAGGGCACCCAGAGCAGUGCAAAGUGUUUAUUGCAAGCGGUCACUCAAGAUAGCAUCUCUUGUUUUAAAUAGAUGCACUGACCCUGGUGAUUCAAGGGCAGAGAGACAGAUUGUGGGGCAGUCUGACAUCUAAGCUGACAGUGAACUAUCUGGAUACCCCAGUGCCUGUUUCUCUACCCACUAUCACCCACGGCCACCGGACAAGUAGAACAUCUUUCAUUCUGAAGGGCUUCCACCCCUUUGGCAGGGAGACUUAUCCUGGUAUAGAGACUCAUAUUCUCCAAGAAGUUCUCACUCACCCUUUUCCAAAGGAGCCGGGGGGUUUGCCAUCGAUUGACAGAAUGGAAGAAGGGGACCUCUUGGAAGUGUGCCGAGGUUAUCAACUCUAAUUGAAUGUCCUCUCGUGUGAAAGCACAGUCUUUUGCCUGGUUCCCCAAUGGUAGGAGAGUAGGAAGUAUACGCAGGGCUGGAAAAAUGUGUCCUGAACACCCUUCUGUUAUAAAGUGCCUUGCCCGACUCAACUUUGCAUGUGAAUUCUAAUUGGCUUGGCUGGGAGGCAGUGAUGCAUAUGGCAAAUAGAUCCAUGGGGAAGUGGCUCUGGGGGCCUAUAUGACAUCCAGGAUCUCACUGAAGGCAGAUCCGUUCUGGUACAGAGUCAUCCUGUCAGCUGUGUCGUUAAGGACACUUCUUGAUGUGUGAGUGCGGUCUGGGUGGAUUUUUAGUGCACACUACAGAAGUUGUUUGGCUUUGUAAUGGACCGUGUAUAUAUGGUAAAUUAUAUAUUUUAAACACAA
Molecule: messenger RNA, 2277 nt
Organism: Balaenoptera acutorostrata (minke whale)
Lineage: Eukaryota; Metazoa; Chordata; Mammalia; Artiodactyla; Balaenopteridae
Gene: VSTM4
Product: V-set and transmembrane domain containing 4
Exons: 8
Coding region: 61-1020 (319 amino acids)
Source: RefSeq, a predicted model, not a curated record